Scomber scombrus (Atlantic mackerel) is the source of this 4972-nucleotide messenger RNA. Its product is annotated as inactive ubiquitin carboxyl-terminal hydrolase 54-like. NCBI's taxonomy places the organism in Eukaryota, Metazoa, Chordata, Actinopteri, Scombriformes, Scombridae. Gene Ontology annotation, biological process: protein deubiquitination. Gene Ontology annotation, molecular function: cysteine-type deubiquitinase activity. The transcript is spliced from 23 exons. The record is from RefSeq and is a predicted model, not a curated record.
AUGUCGUGGAAGAGGAAUUAUUUUGCGUCGGGCAGCGGAGGAAGAGGAGGGAUGCCGGGAAUGUUGACGCCUCGCACCAUGACGUCCAUCGCUCCCAGUAAAGGUCUGAGCAACGAACCGGGACAGAACAGCUGCUUCCUGAACAGCGCCCUGCAGGUUUUGUGGCAUCUCGAUAUCUUCCGUCGUAGUUUCCGUCAGCUGACGACUCAUAAGUGCAUGGAGGACUCGUGCAUCUUCUGCGCUCUGAAGAGCAUCUUCGCUCAGUUUCAGUACAGCAGUGAGAAAGUUCUACCGUCCGACGCUCUCCGCAGCGCUCUCGCUAAAACCUUCCAGGACGAGCAGCGAUUCCAGCUGGGCAUCAUGGACGAUGCUGCAGAGUGCUUCGAAAACAUCCUGAUGAGGAUUCACUUCCACAUCGCAGACGAGACCAAAGAAGACAUCUGCACAGCGAGACACUGCAUCCCGCACCAGAAGUUCGCCAUGACGCUCUAUGAACAGUGUGUUUGCAGCAACUGUGGAGCUUCAUCAGACCCUCUGCCCUUCAUUCAGAUGGUUCACUACAUCUCCACAACCUCGCUGUGUAACCAAGCGGUGAAGAUGUUGGAGACGAGAGAAAAGGCGACACCCGGCAUGUUUGGCGAGCUGCUCCGAAACGCCAGCAUGGGAGACCUACGCAGCUGUCCUAGUCAGUGUGGUCAGCAGCUCAGAAUUGCUCGUGUCCUCCUCAACAGUCCAGAGAUCAUCACCAUCGGUCUGGUUUGGGACUCUGACCACUCGGACCUCGCAGAAGACGUCAUACAUACUCUGGGAACCUGCCUGCGCCUCGGGGAUUUGUUUUACAGGGUGACAGAGGAGAAGGCCCGUCAGUCGGAGCUCUACCUGGUCGGCAUGGUGUGCUACUACGGGAAACAUUACUCCACCUUCUUCUUCCAGACGAAGAUCAGACGAUGGAUGUACUUUGACGACGCACAUGUGAAAGAGAUCGGCCCAAAGUGGAAGGACGUGGUUUCCCGCUGCAUUAAAGGUCACUACCAGCCUCUGCUACUGCUGUACGCCGACCCCCGGGGCACGCCGGUGUCAGCGCAGGACCUGCCCCCCCGACUCGACCUCCACCACCUCAACAAGGCCGGCUACGACAGCGAAGACUCGGGCCGCGAGCCGUCCAUCUCCAGCGACACUCGCACUGAUUCAUCGACGGAGAGCUACUCGUACCGACAGCCCUCCCACUCCCACCAUGAGUCCCUGGCCAGUCACUACUCCUCCGACUCCCAGGGAACCGUCAUCUGCAUCGAACACGCCGACCGACCGCUGCACGCCUCGCUCUGCAGCCUGGAUACCGUAGGCCACGUGACGGACGCGGAGCAGCACCAGUCUCCGAGGAGGGGAGGCGGGGCCAGGGAUAAGAGGCGGAGCUCUAGUCGCCCCCGACGAUCUAAACCCGACAACGAAGCCUCGUCGGCCGGUUACCACAGCGAGGGAGAAACUUUAAAGGAGCAGCAGGUUCCUCGUCACCUCCCCAAACCUUCCUCCUCCUCCUUCUCCUCCACCAGCCGCCUGCGUGACUUCAAAGAGACGAUGAGCAACAUCAUCCACAGCCGCUCCCUCUCCUCCUCCUCCUCCUCCUCUUUACCGGCUGCCGUCCUCUCCUCUGAAAUCACCUCCACCUCUAACAACCACCACCCCCACCCAGCCUCCUCUUCCACCACCACUGCUGCCACCUCCUCCUCGUCCUCCAGUAAACCUCAGGACUGGGAGGCAGAGAGCACCAGCAGUGAGUCCAAAUCCAGCUCCUCAGGAGGCGUGGGGGGGAGGUGCCGGCCGGCGUGGAGGCCUCGGAGGGAGGUGCUGAACAUUGACAGCAUCUUCACCCGGGAGAGGCGCAGGCAGGCGGGUUACAGCCCCCUCGACGCCUCCCUGCCCGACGACAGCGGAGCCUCAGAGGGAGCGGGCGCCUCCUCCCUCUCCGCCCAGCAGGAGGCGCCGAUCGUCAGGCCCGGCUCCUCCUGGACUCUCCCCUCAUCCGCCCACAGAGCAGGAGGAGGAGUGAGAGCGGGAGUAGCGGACCUGCCUCCUCCUCCUCCUCCUCCUCCCAGGCUGAUCCAGAGGAUGGAGAGCGGCUAUGAGAGCAGCGAGAGGAACAGCAGCAGCCCCGUCAGCCUGGACCUGAACCAGACAGACAGGGAGGGUGCUGCAAAGAAGCCUUCAACCUCCUCCUCGUCAUCAUCAGGCCCGUCAUGGAGGAACAUCAGGUUGAAGAGCAGCGCCUCUCUGCUGCAGGAGAGCAGCUCGGCCAGCAGGGGGAGCCUCGCGCCCCCCGCAGGCCGCAGUGAACUGGACGAGCUGCAGGAGGAGGUGCUGCGGAGAGCGAAUGAGGAGGAGCAGCAGCGGCAGAAGGAGAAGGAGAAAGAGGCAGCACUCGGCUUCAACCCGAGACCCAGCAAGUACCUGGACCUGGACCAGCUGCAGAUCCAGGGUAAAGGUGACAGUUUCGAGCGCUGUGUGUCAGAGGCGGAGCUCCUACUGGACCAAUCGGUGCGUCUGGAGCAGGCGGGCGAGGUUGCCGCUGCGCUGUCGGCGGUCAACGAAGCAGUCUCUAAACUGCGGCCGGCGGCUGAGGGCUGUAGUCACAACCGGCUGCAGCGCUGCAUGAGGAGAGCUCGCAGCCUGCAGCAACGCAUGCAACUGCAGCAGCAGCACAACUCAGAGGCAGGCAGCUCGCAACCAGAGCUACAGCAGGAGGAGGGGCAACAGCUCCCGGAACAGCCCAGUGAAAAGCCUCUCUCGCUCCAAAUACUUCUGACGGACAGACUGGGCGACCAAUCAGCUGCCAGGCGGGACCAGCAGGACCCGCCUCCUCCCCCCCUCCCUGACUCCGCCUCUCGCCCCCUGGCCCCUACAGGUUCACCCGGGGAGGACCGCAGGGCCCGGGGCCCCUGCUCUGGCAUUGUGAAACCCCUCAUCAACGCCAGGUCCCUCCCUGCUCUGAGCGUGGACACCUGGGAACACGGCUCCCUGGGAGACCUGCCCCUGCCCCCCCCACCUGAGGAGGCGGAGCUCCAAACUCAGUGGAGCGCAAUGACAUCACAAGCCCUGCCCCCGCCUCCCUGCAGGACCCCGUCACCUGUCGACGGGUGUCACCUGAUGGAGGUGGAGUCAUAUUACAGCAGACACCCACAGCCCAUACCCCCACCCAGGGUAGCCUCGCCCCCCCCCACCUACCCAACGAGGAACUGGUCCUGUUUACACAUGGAGCCCCCCGAUGCUGUCGAUUCACCAAUCAGCUCACCACUUUACCCCCCCCCAGACUCUGCCUCCGAUCCCCCGCCACCCCCCAGGCCAGGUCUAACCACCUCGCCCCCCCCUAGGCCGGGUCACACCACCUUGCCCCCCCCUCCCAGUCAGGACUACAGAGCAGCGCUCCCGGUGGAGCGUUGGGCCGAGAACGUCAACAGAUACUACGGCUCCCAGAAUGCAUCAGAAGUGGGGGGAGGGGGGUUAGGGGGCGAGGAGGCGGAGCUUGGCGAGGAGCUGUCGGAGCUGGACUCUCUGUACCAGGCCAGUCUGUUGGCUCCCAGCAUGCACCGGGGCAGCCGCGGAGUCAGCCCGCAGCCAACCAGCAACAAAGCAGGUGUGAGGAGGAUGCUGUCAGGAUCUGGACGCUCUAAAACCCCGACGGCAGAGAUCGAGAGACACGCCUACAGAACACCUGUGAAGGUAAACAGCUGAGUGUGUGUGUGUCUGCCUGUGUCUGAAGACGAGAGCUACAGCGCAGAGAACCUGCGACGUAUCGCUCGCAGUCUGAGUGGAACCGUCAUCGGGUCUCGAGCCCAAAACCUCAGCUCCUCCCACAGCUUUGACUCCUCUGUAUCCAGACCCCCCCUCAGACACUCCUCCUCCUCCUCUUCCUCCUCCACUCUCCCCCGUCGCCCCAGCACCUCCUCCCUGCACCUCCCCUCUGCUCCCUCCACCCCCUUCAUCCCAGAUCACCCCCACCAGCACCUCCUCCUCCCCAACCACCACCACCACCACCAGCAGCACCUCCUCCGGCAGCACCUCCCCCGUCUCCUCAACCACUCAGCUCCUCCACCUCCUCCACAGCACCUCCACCCCCCCCUGCAGACAUCACGGCCCCCCAGCUCCAGCACCUCCUCCUGGGGACACUCAGGUGUGCAGCAGCAGCAGGUUCUGGAUGUGUCUGACAGGUAUUCGGGUGCAGCAGGAAGUGAAGGCGUCCACAACGUCGCGAUGAGUUACGGCACGCUGCCUCGCGCUCCUCGCAGAGCUCCUCACCCCUCCUCCUUCUCCUCCUCCACCUCCUCCUUCUCCUCCACCUCCUCCCUCCCACGGCCCAGAGCCAGCUCCACUCCCGCCCCCCCACCAGGUCCUCAGAGCAUAUACGCCACCCUGACUCACCCCCGCCGCUCUGCCGCCAACAAUCACUACCGCCAACCGUUGCCGGGGGAGACCCCUGCCCAGCCACUGCGCCUGGACGUCCCACCGGAGAGCGACUGGCGGCGUGACGCAGACUACAGGACUCAGAGCUCCACCUGGGACCCCCGCUCCUCCCGCAUCCAUCAGUUCCUGCAGAGGAGCAAGCCAACCCCCCCCGCCCGGCUCCACAGGACCCCCCCCCUCUGCUCGCUGUGCCAGCAGCUUCCUGCGCAGCCACCGCGCCCCUACUGCCCGUCCUGCAGCGCCUACGUGGCCCGAUUCCACCCAGCCAGCUGAUUGGAUCGUCAGGCCCGAGGAUCGCCGCCAGGACCCCCGACACCCCCCCUCAGACCCCCCCACAGUGACCCUCUCAGCAGUUUCAGUUUAUUUUAUUUAAAACGUGCCACCGCUGAAUGAAGCUCUCUGAUUGGCUGCUGACCUGCAGCUCAGCAGUCUGCUCUUCCUCCUCCUCCUCUUCCUCAGUCACAUGGAGUCACUGAAGUAUGAAACUCAGUUGUUUUUCUUCUCUGCUGCAGUCACG